Messenger RNA from Hermetia illucens (black soldier fly), 648 nucleotides. RefSeq names its product lysozyme. Bases 85 to 543 code for a protein of 152 amino acids. The transcript has a single exon. NCBI's taxonomy places the organism in Eukaryota, Metazoa, Arthropoda, Insecta, Diptera, Stratiomyidae. Gene Ontology annotation, molecular function: lysozyme activity. The record is from RefSeq and is a predicted model, not a curated record.
GCAUCUAGAUCAGUUUCAGAUCGAUCUUCGCCUAAAGAUCAUUCCAAAAACUAGAAUAGUUAAGAAAUCAGUCCCGCAUUCACCAUGAGAACUUUAAGUCUUUGCGUUUUGUUUGUUAUCCUCUUUUGCGCAAGCCAAGGAUUAGCGGCGAAGAUGAGCCGGUGUGGAGUAGCUAAUAUGCUGCUGAAAUAUGGAUUUCCCAGGAAAGAUUUAGCCGACUGGGUGUGUCUGAUUGAACAUGAGAGUUCCUUCAGGACGAACGUCGUCGGACCUCCAAACACAGAUGGCUCACGGGAUUAUGGAUUGUUCCAGAUCAACAGCCGAUAUUGGUGCUCCGGGGAUGGUCCAUCGCAUAACAUGUGCCGUAUUCCCUGCCGAAUGCUCCUCUCCAAUGACAUGACCCAUUCAAUCCGCUGUGCUGUAACCGUGUUCAGGAAGCAAGGAUUAAGUGCCUGGUACGGCUGGUCCGGACAUUGCCAGGGUAACGCGCCCAGUGUGGAGAACUGCUUCAGGAGCUAUAACAACCUCUAUUAUGGAAAAUAGAAUAGUUUAGAAUAUUAGGACGUAAGAUAGUUACUAAGUGUUAAAUAAAGUAAUGUUAAUAAAAGAAAUAGCGCCUGGAUUUUUGCCACGUGACCGAUUAAUAGA